Messenger RNA from Scomber scombrus (Atlantic mackerel), 2798 nucleotides. RefSeq names its product DEAD (Asp-Glu-Ala-Asp) box polypeptide 10 (gene ddx10). Gene Ontology annotation, biological process: rRNA processing. Lineage: Eukaryota; Metazoa; Chordata; Actinopteri; Scombriformes; Scombridae. Gene Ontology annotation, cellular component: nucleus. The transcript is spliced from 2 exons. The coding region runs from base 7 to 2559 and encodes 850 amino acids. The record is from RefSeq and is a predicted model, not a curated record. Gene Ontology annotation, molecular function: ATP binding; nucleic acid binding; RNA helicase activity.
GUGUGAAUGAUGGAGAAAAAACCCUCCAACUCUGCUGGUAAGAAACCCAAACCCGCUAAGCUGAAAGGCUCCUCUGAUCCCGUCAAAGACUUUGAGAAAUGGAAGAAAAAAUACAACAAGACCAAAGCUAAAGUGAAGAAAAGCAGAGCGCAGAUUCACAAACCGCAAUGGCAGGUAGAGCGCGAGGACAUCGAGAGGCUCGUGAGCAGGUACUCACUCAUCAACAGCAAAGAAGCCAUCAAGUUUUCAGACUUCCCCAUCUCUAAGAAAACCCUGCAGGCGCUACAAGCGUGUCAGUACAGACAGCCCACUGAGAUCCAGAGGCAGACCCUGGCCUCCGCCCUGCAGGGGAAGGAUGUGCUGGGAGCGGCUAAGACCGGCUCAGGGAAGACUCUAGCCUUCCUGAUCCCUGUGUUGGAGUGUCUGUACCGGCAGCAGUGGAGCUCCAUGGACGGCCUCGGUGCUCUCAUCAUCUCCCCAACCAGAGAGCUCGCCUACCAGACCUUUGAAGUCCUCCGUAAGGUGGGUAAGAACCACGAGUUCUCUGCAGGACUGGUGAUCGGUGGCAAGGAUCUGAAGACAGAGGCAGAGAAGAUCCACCGCACCAACAUAGUCAUCUGCACCCCGGGCCGCCUGCUGCAGCACAUGGAUGAGACAGCCGCCUUCCACGCCUCUGACCUCCACAUGCUGGUGCUGGAUGAAGCAGAUCGCAUCCUAGACAUGGGCUUCGCCGAUACGCUCAACGCCAUCGUGGAGAACCUCCCUACCACACGACAGACGCUGCUGUUCUCCGCCACGCAGACCAAGUCUGUCAAAGACCUGGCUCGACUCAGCCUCAAAGACCCAGAGUAUGUGUGGGUUCACGAGAAGGCCAAAUUCAGCACCCCUGCCACCCUGGAGCAGAGCUACGUGGUGUGUGAGCUCCAUCAGAAGGUCAACAUGCUCUUCUCCUUCAUCAGGAGCCACCUGAAGAAGAAGGUGAUAGUCUUCUUCGCCUGCUGUAAGGAGGUGCAGUAUCUUUUCCGAAUCUUUUGCCGCCUCAGGCCCGGCAUGCCCAUCCUGGCCCUGCACGGCAAGCAGCAGCAGAUGAAGAGGGUGGAGGUCUACAACGACUUCCUCAGAAAGCAGAACGCCGUGCUGUUCGCCACAGACAUCGCAGCCAGAGGUCUGGACUUCCCCGCCGUUAACUGGGUGCUGCAGUACGACUGUCCCGAGGACGCAGACACCUACAUCCACAGGGUGGGGAGGACAGCCAGGUACAAGGAGGGGGGAGAGGCCCUGCUGCUGCUGCUGCCCUCUGAGGAGAAGGGCAUGGUCGGCCAGCUGCAGGAGAAGAAGGUGCCCAUCAAUAAGAUCGCGGUGAACCCGGAGAAGCUGCAGAGCGUUCAGCAGAAGCUGGAGGCCUUCCUGGCUCAGGAGAAGGAUCAGAAGGAGCGAGCCCAGAGAUGUUUUGUCUCCUACCUGCGCUCCGUCUACCUGAUGAAGAACAAAGACGUAUUUGAUGUCUUUAAGGUGAAACUCCACGAGUACGCCGUCUCUCUGGGUCUGGCCGUGGCCCCCAGAGUGCGCUUCUUAAACAAAGCUCAGGCACAGAGGGGUGAGAAGGUAGAGCAGCAAGAGGAGGAGCGGUCCGAGGAGGAGCAGGAGCUGAAGAGCUUUAAGUCCCAGCUGAGAGGAGAGCGUCCUCAACAGGAGAGCCAGAGCUCAGAGUCAGAAGAUUCAGAUGAUGAUGAUGAUGAGGAGGAGGAAGAGGAGGAGCAGUCCAAGACACAGCUGCUAGGUCCAAGUGACAGUGAGGAUGAUGAUGAUCUAAGAGACGUGGACCUGCUGACGGUGAAAAGAAAGGACGUCUUUAAUCUGACAGGGGGAGAGGAGAUGCCUGAGGAAGAGGAAGAGGAGGAGGAGGACAUAAAGAGAACAGAAAAAGAGACAAAGUUCACAGAGGCUAAAAAAGUCCUGAAGAGAAACUUCCAGGUCAACACCAAAGUGACCUUCAGCGAAAAAGGAGACGCCGUGCAGCUAUGGCCGCCAGUCCAGCGCUCGGCAACCGGCAAAAAGGCGGACGAGGAGGAGGAGGAGGAGGUUUCAGGUAUCAAUGUGGAGAAGGCUCGGGAGAGGCUGAAACGAGAAGACCAGGAGUUUGAUAAGCAGGAGUACCGCCGCAAGGUGAAGGCCAAACACACGGAGAAGAGGCUGAAGGAGAAGGCAGCCAGGAGGGAGGCGAGCAAGCAGCACAAGCAGAAAUCUGACGAAGAGGAGGAGGACGAGGUGGUGGCGUACCUGGCCAAUAGCAGCGAAGACGAGUUUGACCCCAGCACCCUGCCGGACCCUGACAAACAGCGGUCUGAGGAAGAGGAGGAGGAGGAGGAGGUGGAUGAAGCCAGGUUAGGUAAACGACACCACAGCAGCGAAAGCAGCGAUGAGGAAGAGGAAACGCUCCCAGCAGGGAAGAGGAAGAAAGUCAGACAGCAGGAUGAUGAGCACACAGCUCUGGACACUGGUCUCUCUCUGGCUGAGGACGAGGAGUUAGUCUUACAGCUGCUAGGAGGACGAAGGUAGAGACAUCAUGAACUCAUCAGUUUAAUAAAGUUCUGACAGCUGAGUCACAAAAUGUUCACACAGAAAUAAAGUUUGUGUAUUUAAGGGAUUCACAAGAGAUGGGUAGUAAGAAUGGGUCCACAUAUCCUAACUUUUUAGCUCCUUGCUUGAUACUACAUUUCCCAUGAUGCAAUUACUAAAAUCUUUGUUUUAUUUUAGAUUCUCUUUUAACACCUCCAUCUUUCAAACUGUACACCACC